This is a messenger RNA of Mesocricetus auratus (golden hamster), 8231 nucleotides long. RefSeq names its product EPH receptor A5 (gene Epha5). Bases 781 to 3903 code for a protein of 1040 amino acids. Gene Ontology annotation, biological process: cell surface receptor protein tyrosine kinase signaling pathway; protein phosphorylation; axon guidance. NCBI's taxonomy places the organism in Eukaryota, Metazoa, Chordata, Mammalia, Rodentia, Cricetidae. The transcript is spliced from 18 exons. Gene Ontology annotation, molecular function: protein binding; ATP binding; transmembrane-ephrin receptor activity. Gene Ontology annotation, cellular component: neuron projection; plasma membrane. The record is from RefSeq and is a predicted model, not a curated record.
GUGCAGUCGCCUGCCAGCUCGCCCCGGCCGCCGCGCACUCCGCCUCCGCGCUGAGCAGCGGGAACCGCAGCGGCUUCAGCCGCGGGGCUCCGCUCAGCUCCGGGCUCGCGCUCUAGCCCGCUCCGCCCGCCGCACCGCCCACGGCAGCGCUCAGCCCGCAACGAUUUGACUUCCCUCUGCCGGCCUCUCCAGUUCUCUAGAUCGCUGCCUUUGCUCCACUCUUCUCGCUGUUUGCCACACCACGUUCGCUCUACUAUUCUCCCGUUUAUCCACAGUCACCCCUGCCUGCGUCUUUUCCCUCCUUUUUAUGGAAAACCUCAUCUUGAUUUAAGAUGAUCUGUCUUCCUCAAUCUCAUCCGUUUCAGCCCUGAGGACUGAAAGGGAACCUUCACCGCCAUCCCAACCCGAGUGGCACUUUAAAAGAAAAAAAAAUCACAAUUUUAAGAGAAAGAACAAGAAAAAAAGAAAAGUCUUAAGAGGCAAAGGAGCGGUACUCGGGACCCUCUGCAGACCCUUGACUCAGACCACCCAGGACUGGACUAGUCAGCAGAACUCCUAAUUCAUCUCAUCCAACUAAAAAGAGGGAGAUCCAGCUAGAAGCAAACUUCAGUGGUCUCCGCGGAGCCAGAUCCUAGAUUCCUGCAUUUGGAGGGAUCGAGUGCCAGAAGACACAAGACCCCACCAGGAGGAGGAGUCCCGCGUCUCCCUCGCUUCUCCCACCAAACCUGAACCUUAGACCGAGCCACGCGGGACACAGAGGAGGAAAGAGGGUAGUGGAAAAUGCGGGGCUCCGGGCCCCGCGGUGCGGGACGCCGACGGACCCAGGGCAGAGGUGGCAAGGACGAAGCCCCCUGCAUCCCUGCCUCUCUGGCAGGCUGUUAUUCUGCCCCUCUUAAGGGCCCCCUCUGGACGUGCCUUCUCUUGUGUGCGGCGCUCCGGACCCUUCUGGCCAGCCCCAGCAACGAAGUGAAUUUAUUGGAUUCACGCACUGUCAUGGGGGACCUUGGAUGGAUUGCUUUUCCAAAAAAUGGGUGGGAAGAAAUUGGUGAAGUUGAUGAAAACUACGCCCCUAUCCACACAUACCAAGUGUGCAAAGUAAUGGAACAGAAUCAGAAUAAUUGGUUGUUGACCAGUUGGAUCUCCAAUGAAGGUGCUUCCAGAAUCUUUAUUGAGCUCAAAUUUACUCUAAGAGAUUGCAACAGCCUCCCUGGAGGACUGGGCACUUGUAAGGAGACAUUUAACAUGUAUUAUUUUGAAUCUGAUGAUGAGAAUGGGAGAAAUGUUAAAGAGAACCAGUACAUCAAGAUUGACACCAUUGCUGCUGAUGAGAGCUUUACAGAACUUGAUCUUGGAGACCGUGUCAUGAAACUGAAUACUGAAGUCAGAGAUGUAGGACCUCUGAGUAAAAAGGGAUUUUAUCUCGCUUUCCAGGAUGUCGGUGCUUGCAUUGCUCUCGUUUCUGUGCGUGUGUACUAUAAAAAAUGUCCUUCUGUGGUAAGACACUUGGCUGUCUUUCCUGACACCAUCACUGGAGCUGAUUCUUCACAAUUGUUAGAGGUAUCAGGCUCCUGUGUCAACCAUUCUGUGACAGAUGAUCCUCCCAAAAUGCACUGCAGUGCUGAAGGGGAGUGGCUGGUUCCCAUCGGGAAAUGCAUGUGCAAGGCUGGAUAUGAAGAGAAAAAUGGCACCUGCCAAGUGUGCAGACCUGGGUUCUUCAAAGCCUCUCCUCACAGCCAGAGCUGCAGCAAAUGUCCACCUCACAGUUACACCCAUGAGGAAGCUUCCACCUCUUGUGUCUGUGAAAAGGAUUAUUUCAGGAGGGAAUCUGAUCCGCCCACAAUGGCAUGCACAAGACCCCCCUCACCUCCUCGGAAUGCCAUCUCAAAUGUUAAUGAAACUAGUGUCUUUCUGGAGUGGAUUCCGCCUGCUGACACUGGUGGACGGAAAGACGUGUCAUAUUAUAUUGCAUGCAAGAAGUGCAGCUCCCAUGCAGGUGUGUGUGAGGAGUGUGGAGGUCAAGUCAGGUACCUCCCCCAGCAAAUCGGCCUGAAAAAUACCUCUGUCAUGAUGGUGGACCUACUUGCUCACACAAACUAUACCUUUGAAAUUGAGGCAGUGAAUGGAGUGUCCGACUUGAGCCCAGACACCCGGCAGUAUGUGUCUGUAAAUGUAACCACGAAUCAAGCAGCUCCCUCACCAGUCACCAAUGUGAAAAGAGGAAAGAUUGCAAAGAACAGUAUCUCUUUAUCUUGGCAAGAGCCAGAUCGUCCCAAUGGAAUUAUCCUGGAGUAUGAAAUCAAGUACUUUGAAAAGGACCAAGAGAGCAGCUACACAAUUAUCAAGUCUAAGGAGACCACUAUUACUGCAGAGGGCCUGAAACCUGCAUCUGUGUAUGUCUUCCAAAUUCGAGCACGUACAGCAGCAGGCUACGGUGCCUUCAGUCGAAGAUUUGAGUUUGAAACCACACCAGUGUCAGUUGCAGCAUCCACUGAUCAAAGCCAGAUUCCCAUCAUUGCAGUGUCGGUGACAGUGGGAGUCAUCUUGUUGGCAGUGAUGAUUGGCUUCCUUCUCAGUGGCAGUUGCUGCGAAUGUGGCUGUGGAAGGGCUUCUUCCCUGUGCGCUGUUGCCCAUCCAAGCCUAAUAUGGAGGUGUGGCUACAGCAAAGCAAAGCAGGAUCCAGAAGAGGAAAAGAUGCACUUUCAUAAUGGGCACAUAAAACUGCCAGGAGUAAGAACCUACAUUGAUCCACACACAUACGAAGAUCCCAAUCAAGCUGUCCAUGAAUUUGCCAAAGAGAUCGAAGCUUCCUGCAUCACCAUUGAGAGAGUCAUUGGAGCAGGUGAAUUUGGUGAAGUUUGUAGUGGACGUUUGAAACUACCAGGGAAAAGAGAAUUACCUGUGGCUAUUAAAACGCUUAAAGUAGGCUAUACUGAAAAGCAGCGCCGAGAUUUCCUGGGUGAAGCAAGUAUCAUGGGGCAGUUUGAUCAUCCAAACAUCAUCCAUCUAGAAGGCGUUGUGACCAAAAGUAAACCUGUGAUGAUAGUGACAGAGUAUAUGGAGAAUGGCUCCUUGGACACAUUUUUAAAGAAAAACGACGGGCAGUUCACUGUGAUUCAGCUUGUUGGCAUGCUGAGAGGCAUCGCUGCAGGAAUGAAGUACCUUUCUGACAUGGGCUACGUGCACAGAGACCUUGCUGCUAGAAACAUCUUAAUCAACAGUAACCUUGUGUGUAAAGUGUCUGACUUUGGACUUUCUAGGAUACUGGAAGAUGAUCCUGAGGCAGCCUACACCACAAGGGGAGGCAAAAUUCCAAUCAGAUGGACUGCACCAGAAGCAAUAGCUUUUCGAAAGUUCACCUCUGCUAGUGAUGUGUGGAGCUAUGGAAUCGUAAUGUGGGAAGUUGUGUCUUAUGGAGAAAGACCCUACUGGGAGAUGACCAAUCAGGAUGUGAUCAAAGCAGUGGAAGAAGGUUACCGCCUGCCAAGCCCCAUGGAUUGUCCCGCUGCUCUCUAUCAAUUAAUGCUGGAUUGCUGGCAGAAAGAUAGAAACAGCAGGCCCAAGUUCGAUGAAAUAGUCAACAUGCUGGACAAGCUGAUACGAAACCCAAGUAGUUUGAAGACACUGGUUAAUGCAUCUAGCAGAGUAUCUACUUUGUUGGCUGAGCAUGGUUCUCUGGGGUCUGGAGCCUACAGAUCAGUGGGUGAAUGGCUGGAAGCAAUCAAGAUGGGCCGGUACACAGAGAUUUUCAUGGAAAAUGGAUACAGUUCAAUGGACGCUGUGGCUCAGGUGACCUUGGAGGAUUUGAGGCGCCUGGGAGUGACUCUGGUCGGGCACCAGAAGAAGAUCAUGAACAGCCUUCAAGAGAUGAAGGUGCAGCUGGUAAAUGGGAUGGUGCCAGUGUAACCCCCACAGGUGUCACUUCUUCAAGUGAACAGCUCUGCACUUUGUAAACAGCCCUGAGAUUUAUUUUAACAAUUGUAGGGGAAAAGGGAAAGGAUUGGUUUUGAAACCUUUUGAGGCAUUUGUCUCACCACUGAAUUUGUAAUCAAUGUUUUACUAAAAUCUCCAGAUCUUCCUCUUGGUGUCUUCAUUUUUUCAUGAAACAAAUGGAAACAAAAGUGAAAACAUGAGGAUAAACAUCCUAUAGUAAAAUGUUAAAUAAAUCCUGCCCAAUUACGUCCACAGAAUCAUGUACAUGAAAUAUAUAAAGACACAUCAUCUUUAUAGACUGUUAAGGCAACCACUUUCAAAACUUGCAGGGAUCUACUUGAAAGGAAAACUUUGAAGCCAUGUGUGGGCUAAGAAAAGCUGCAUUUCAUUGACAUUUACUUCAAGUCUUAACUGUCUACAUGAGUGUAUUGAAGAGCAAUAUGAUUAGAUUACUCCUUAAAAACAGUUUGUAAUUUAAAAUGCAAUUAUAUGUUGUUAAAUUAUAGAAAAUAGUAUAUAAACAUGUUGCUUGGUCAAGAAAAAGUUCAAUGCAGGGUGGAUAUUUAUUUUUCUGUGUAUAUAAUUUACUUGUAGUUGCUCUUCUACAGACUAUUGAGUAAUGAAUGUUUAUACACUGUAUAGUUUGCAAUAUGCCAGGAACUGACUAAACUUGUACUUGUGUGUGUGUGUGUGUGUGUGUGUGUGUGUGUGUGUAAUACAAUAUUGUUCUGCUUGCACUUUUGAUGGUGUUUUAAUUUUGGCAGCGUACAGGAAAGGGUAUUAUAGAGUGUAAUAUGAAUAUGAGAAAUAGGAAUCCAUAGACCAAAAUCCAUCUCAAGUUGAUGUCUCUUUCUCUCAUUUUGAAAGCAACUCAUUAGUUUAUUUAGAGAGCUCAUGUGUCUAAGAUGAAAUUCCCUUUGGAUUUUUGCAAACACUUCCUACUAUUUCUGACAAAGCAUUUCCAUCCAUUAAUCUUACACCCUUCUCUGAAAUUCAACCUUCUAAGUUCCAUAGUUUCUAGAGCCAAGAUGACACAAAGGGCACAUUAGUGUGGGAUGGAGAGAGAUUUCAGUGUUCCGGCUUCUGUUGGUUUCCAGGCAGAGGGCACUCAACAUCUCCCCUUAUGCUCAUCAUUUUAAUCACUCCCAUUGUCACUCAUUUAUAAAAGUUUGAUACUAAGAUAGCAGUAAAAAAAAACGAAGAAAAAAUUUUUAUUCAGAAUUUUGUUUCCAUUUUUUCAUUAAUAACUUAUUAUUAACUUAUUUACAUUUUGUCCCUCAUUAAAUAACAUCAAUUCUACUUUGAAGAACCAAUGUAAAAUAUUUAAAAAUUAGACUUGUUAAGUAAUAUAAGACAGUCCUUCAGUAUGUUCUACAGACUACACCAGCAAAAAGUUGUCAUUUGGGGUAGGUUUCAUGAACUUUACUGAAAUGUUCAAAAAAGUGAGAGUGACAGUCACCUAAGCAAUAUUUUACGUUGAUGUGCUUAAAAAACCAGGCGAAUGGUAUGUGAUAUUUAAGGAGCAGAGAACUUAAAGUACUUUCAGUGCUACAUUGGUUAAAGCACGUGAGAGAGGUGAGACCUGCAGGAAAGAGGUCAGUGUUUUUGUGAGUGGUAGUCCUUGCUCUUGCAAACUUAUGUUUCAUUACAAUAUUAACCCAUACAGAAAAGCAAUUGGGGAAAAGGCUUCCUUCCAUCCUUCCUUCCUUCCUUCCUUCCUUCCUUCCCUCCUUCUUUCUUUCCUUCCCCAUCCAUUUUAAAUGGAUGAAAUAUCUUUUUGCUAAAGAAAUAAGGAGAGAUCAAAACAAUAACAAAGGGUGUGACCCACUGUAUACCCACAUUAUAUUCAAGAAAUCACUAUUGGUUUAGUGACAUUUACAGACAAUAUUGAGAUAAGUAGCUUAAUAUUGUCUUGUUAAAAGUGACAGAUAUCAUCUUUACAAAAGAUGCAUUUAUAUGUUUAAACAAAUAGAAAAUCGUUAAAACUAAUUUCCAUCAUACAAAAUAAUUGAAAGUUUUAGUAUACUCUAUUCAAUUUUGAAAAUUUAUUUGAAUCUAAGUGAUAAAGUCAUUUUGAGAACUUCAUAACAAAAAAUGGUUUAAAAAAGCAUGUUUUUGGACUUGUACAGGCCACAGCUAUAUGGUCCUAAAAACAAUAUAUUCUAAAUUGUUUUCUAAAUUUGUAUGUUCAGAGAUUAUUUGUGGGUCACUAAUACAUAAAUGGCUGGCUGGCGGAGCGAUGGUUUCAAAUUUCUCACAACAGAAUAAAAAUUAAUUUGAGUCAAAUUUAUUUUUCCCUUUGCAAUUCAAGUAUUACAUUGGGAAAGUAAUUCAGAAAGAAAUCGUAAUAGCCACACGGCUUUUUUCCAUAUCUCAAUUUGAUUGAGAGUUUCUAAAGAAUGUCAAUCUGAUUUUAGAAGAAAUAGACUUUUACAUUAUACGUGCAUUGCCUCCCAAAGAGGAAAGAAUGACUUUCUAAAACAUUUGUCCACCAUUGAAUGUGUCACCAAUUGAAAAGUGCCAAUCUCAUCUAUAAAUGUGAGAAGUGGAAGAGGGAGAAGACCCUGCUCUCGUGAAAUGUACUGAGUCUGCCACUCAGCACUAGACUUGGUAAAUUCUGAAGGUGUGAAUCUUUUCCUGUGGAUUUAUUUCUGUACCCAAUGACUUUGCAAAAUAAAGUCCAGAUUCCUUAAUCUUCACACACUCAACUGAUUUGUAAAGUGAUAUGUAGUUGUACUGUGAGAGGGUGUAACAGGGAAUUGCUCUGAACAGACUGCUUCUGUUUAAAGUCAUUUACUCACUAUGUUUAUCAAUCAUAAUUUAUAUCAAGCCAUGCCGUUCACUAGUAUGCGAUCUGACGAAAAUCGCUGUCUCUGAAAAGUAUUAAUUAUAUAUAAAAUGUAAAGAUACUGAUCUUCAACAUUUAAAAACUGUAAUGUGCAUGUUUUUAGUCCCUGUGUUUUAUUAAGCAACCCAGUAUUCUAAAGUAAUAGAAUCAUUGUACAACUUACAUAGACAUAUUUUAUUAAAACUUAAAUGUGUCUACAAUUAUUCAUUUUGGAAUUGUCACAAAUAAUGCAAAACAUCCUUAGCUGUGUUUAUAAAAAAAUUUCUAACCACUAUGUAAUAAAACAGAUAAAACUUGCACAUCUCAUGUAAAAGUGGAGCUGUUGCUGUCGGUUGAGCACUUAGGCAUUUGCAUGUCUGCUUUUGGAAUUCUACGUGGAAGUGAAAGGCUGUAAUGAAGAUGUUUGUUUGUCUGUUUAAGUGGGUUUUCAGAAGCACAAUGAGAAAUGUUUGCCAUUGGAAGGUGUUUUGGCUGUAAUGGUAUACUAGGUGGCAAAGAGAGCCAGGCAUUAGUGAUUUAGUAGGUAUGUGAUGUUCCAUAGUAGAAAAUACCACUUUCUCAUUUCUUUCUUUCUAAAAAUUAGGAGGGAGAAUUAAAUAUGAUAAUAAAUAGUCUUUGUUUAAACUUUGCCAGAUGUUUAACCUCAGUCUAAAUAAGAAGUAGAGACAAUACGAUGGCGAUGGUGAUACUAAAGACCCAAUGAACAGAAUCAUAAUGGUAGCUUUAUUUAAAACUUGAUAGCUUGAAUAAGUCAUCAUUUUUUUCAAUACUAGAGCACAGCUGGUUACACUGAAUACUUUAACUCCAUUAUGCUGUUAAUUAUAUAGUAAACUAUCAGGAAAGAAAUAGAUAAGAACUGUCUUUCAGUUCUUAUUAAUUUAUGAGUCAUUUCAUGCAUCAAUUGUUGAAUGUUCUUAUUGAGAAUGGCCAUGUAAUUGUCACUUAGAAAAAGCUGCUAUUCUUUUUUAAAUGUCUGUUUAUAAUAACCGGACUCAAGUUCAUUUUUUCGAUGGUUUUGGAAAAAGUAAAGUUGGUAAAUAUGUCCCAUCAUUUUAGGCUGGGUGCUAUAGUCACUUAAGUUGGAGUUGUCAAAUAUUUGUGAAUAUUCUGACUACUGUAGCCUUGCAAUUAAUUAUUUAAAAAUAUAUAUAUAUAUACAAUGCAUUUCUAAAGGUCUGAGACUAAAGUCAGACACUGUCCUUUGUUAAUAUGUUUAUCAAAAUCACUUAGUUUAAGACAGGUGAGAGGCAUGUGUGUAGCCUAUUCGAUUCUUCAGUAGGCAUCAGGCUAUCUUGUGUCCCUGCCUCACAGAGAAUUCUAAGAAGGCUGAGCAUUUUUGUAUUGGUUCCCAUCUUCAUCUCUGUGUGCUUUCACUUUGUGUACAUGUUUUUGUAGUGUAAGAUAUUAAAUUUUAUAUUUUUUCAGAAAAUAAAACCCUUUGAAUAUAGUAAAA